CGUACCGGAAGUGAGAUGUGGCUACGUGUCAGGAAAAGUCUAUUCGGCUAAAUGGGCGAAGGCGACCAGGCCGUCUGAGAUAAACUCUGCAAUAAUUGAAUUCUUUCUAUUGCUAAAUUUGGAUCGAUUUUUACUACGUUUGAAAAUUAAAAGCUGGAUAUUUGAACAGCGACGAUGUUAACAAAAUUUGAAACAAAGUCAGCCCGUGUCAAAGGUCUCAGCUUCCACCCCAAAAGGCCAUGGGUUCUGGCAAGUUUGCACAACGGUGUCAUCCAGCUGUGGGACUACCGGAUGUGCACACUGAUCGACAAAUUUGAUGAGCACGAUGGUCCCGUCAGAGGAAUUGAUUUCCACAAGCAGCAGCCUCUCUUUGUCUCCGGAGGAGAUGACUACAAGAUUAAGGUGUGGAACUACAAGCUGAGACGUUGUCUCUUUACCCUUUUGGGGCACCUGGAUUACAUCAGGACCACCUUCUUUCAUCAUGAAUAUCCCUGGAUUCUGAGUGCCUCAGAUGAUCAGACCAUCCGCAUCUGGAACUGGCAGUCGAGGACCUGUGUAUGCGUCCUGACGGGACAUAAUCACUACGUGAUGUGUGCCCAGUUCCAUCCAUCCGAAGACCUGGUGGUGUCUGCCAGUCUGGACCAGACCGUGCGAGUGUGGGAUAUCUCCGGUCUCAGGAAGAAGAAUCUGUCUCCGGGCGCCGUGGAGACUGACGUGCGCGGCAUCACAGGCGUUGACCUGUUCGGUGGCUCCGAUGCUGUUGUGAAGCACGUCCUUGAGGGACACGACCGUGGGGUCAACUGGGCUGCUUUCCACCCCAGCAUGCCCCUCAUCGUGUCUGGAGCUGACGACCGGCAGGUCAAGAUCUGGAGAAUGAACGAGUCCAAGGCGUGGGAGCUGGAUACAUGCCGCGGCCACUACAACAACGUCUCCUGCGCCGUCUUCCAUCCGCGUCAGGAGCUCAUCCUUUCCAACUCUGAGGACAAGAGCAUCCGGGUGUGGGACAUGUCCAAGCGGACCGGAGUUCAAACGUUUCGGCGUGAUCACGAUCGCUUCUGGGUUCUGGGGGCCCAUCCGAACCUCAACCUGUUUGCAGCCGGUCAUGACAGUGGAAUGAUCGUAUUCAAGCUUGAGCGUGAGCGUCCAGCCUACGCCGUGCACGGCAACAUGCUGUACUAUGUGAAGGACCGAUUCCUCCGCCAGCUGGACUUCAACAGCAGCAAGGACACUGCUGUCAUGCAGCUCCGCAGUGGUUCUAAGUUCCCAGUAUUCAGCAUGUCUUAUAACCCUGCUGAGAACGCCGUCCUGCUCUGUACAAGAGCAACCAACCUGGAGAACAGCACAUACGACCUCUACUCUAUUCCCAAAGAAAGCGACUCCCAGAACCCUGAUGCUCCAGAGGGAAAAAGAUCAUCAGGCCUGACUGCAGUUUGGGUGGCGAGGAACCGAUUUGCAGUCCUGGAUCGCAUGCACUCUCUUCUGAUCAAAAACCUGAAGAAUGAAAUAGUGAAGAAGGUCCAGGUGCCGAGCUGCGAGGAAAUCUUCUACGCCGGCACAGGAUCGCUGCUGCUGCGCGAUGCCGACGGCGUCACGCUGUUCGACGUGCAGCAGAAACGCUCUCUGGCCACGGUCAAAAUCGCCAAGGUCAAGUAUGUGGUGUGGAGCUCCGACACCAGCCAUGUGGCUCUGCUGGCAAAACAUGCGAUUAUGAUCUGCAACCGUAAGCUGGAAAGUCUCUGCAACAUUCAUGAGAACAUCAGAGUGAAGAGUGGAGCCUGGGAUGAGAGUGGGGUCUUUAUUUAUACCACAUCCAACCACAUCAAAUAUGCCCUCACCUCAGGUGAUCAUGGCAUCAUCCGGACCCUGGACCUGCCUAUCUAUGUGACCCGAGUCAGAGGCAACAGUGUUUACUGCCUGGACAGGGAGUGCAGGCCGCGGGUGCUCACCAUCGACCCCACAGAGUACCGCUUUAAGUUGGCUCUGAUCAAUCGUAAAUACGACGAGGUGCUCCACAUGGUGCGUAACGCCAAGUUGGUGGGGCAGUCCAUCAUUGCCUACCUUCAGAAGAAGGGCUACCCUGAAGUAGCGCUUCACUUUGUGAAAGAUGAGAAAACGCGGUUCAGCCUCGCUCUGGAAUGUGGAAACAUUGAGGUGGCACUGGAGGCAGCCAAGGCCCUGGAUGAUCGCAGCUGCUGGGAGCGUCUGGGUGAGGCGGCGCUGCUGCAGGGACACCACCAGGUUGUUGAAAUGUGCUACCAGAGGACAAAGAACUUUGACAAGCUCACCUUCCUUUACCUGAUCACUGGAAACUUGGCUAAGCUGCGCAAGAUGAUGAAGAUCGCUGAGAUCAGAAAGGACAUGAGUGGUCACUACCAGGCUGCUUUGUAUCUGGGGGACGUCAGUGAGAGGGUCCGCAUCCUGAAGAACUGUGGACAGAAGUCUCUGGCUUACCUCACUGCAGCCACACAUGGGCUGGAUGAAGAGGCUGAGGCCCUAAAGGAGACCUUUGACCCAGAAAAGGAGACGGUGCCAGAGGUCGACCCCAAUGCACAGCUGCUGCAGCCUCCUCCACCCAUCAACCCUCUGGACACUAACUGGCCCCUGCUCACUGUAUCGAAGGGCUUCUUUGAGGGAGCCAUUGCAGCUAAAGGUAAAGCAGGUCAGAUGGCUGCAGAUUUGGAUAUGGAGGCUGCUGGAGGUGAGGGGUGGGGAGAUGAUGCUGAGCUCGCCAUGGAUGAAGAUGGCUUCAUUGAUGCACAGGAUGGUAUAGGGGAUGAAGGCUUGGGGAAGGAGGAAGGAGGAGGAUGGGAUAUUGAUGAAGAAGUGGAACUUCCUCCAGAGCUGGAUGUUCCUCUGGGCGCUGGUGGAUUGACAGAGGACGGCUUCUUCGUGCCGCCAACCAAGGGGAUGAGUCCAACUCAGAUGUGGUGUAACAAUUCCCAGCUGCCAGUAGAUCACAUCCUGGCUGGAUCCUUUGAAACUGCUAUGAGGCUGCUUCAUGACCAGGUUGGAGUUGUGAACUUUGCUCCGUACAAGUCCCUGUUCAUGCAGACGCUGUCUAGAGGGCGGACCUCUUACCUGGGGCUGCCGUCUCUGCCGUGUCUGCGCGGCCAUCCUCAGAGGAACUGGAAGGACUGUGGGGCGAAGCAGGGCCUGCCUGCUGUGGGGCUCCGCCUCUCCGACCUGAUUUCCCGCCUUCAGCAGUGCUACCAGCUGACUACUGCUGGAAGGUUCGAGGAAGCGGUUGAACGCUUCAGAGCCAUCUUGCUUUCUGUCCCUCUACUGGUGGUUGAUAACAAGCAGGAGAUAGCAGAGGCUCAGCAGCUCAUCACCAUAUGCAGAGAGUACAUUGUGGGUCUGACUAUGGAGGUGGAGAGGAAGAAGUUGCCGAAAGAGACGUUGGAUCAACAGAAGAGGAUUUGCGAGGUAAAGAUAUGAUCAUACUGAACUGAUUUAUUUUGUUUUUCUAUUUUUUAAUACUCUGAACUGAUUGUUUUUCUGUAUUCUUUCUGUAGAUGGCUGCUUAUUUCACCCACUGUAACCUGCAGCCAGUCCACAUGGUGCUUGUGCUGCGCACAGCUCUGAACCUCUUCUUUAAGCUCCGCAACUUCAAAACAGCUGCAGGAUUUGCACGCCGUCUCUUGGAGCUCGGCCCGAAGCCAGAUGUUGCACAGCAGACCCGCAAAAUAUUGGCAGCUUGUGAGAAGACCCUGACAGACACCCACCAGCUGAACUACGACCCCCACAAUCCUUUUGAUCUGUGCGCCGCCUCCUUUGUUCCUCUCUACCGAGGACGUCCUGUAGAGAAGUGCCCACUGUCUGGAGCCUGCUACUGCCCUCCUUAUAAAAGCCAGAUAUGCAGGGUAACACAGGUAGGCAAGGACACCUGGCAU
This is a messenger RNA of Cyprinodon tularosa, 3893 nucleotides long. RefSeq names its product COPI coat complex subunit alpha (gene copa). Gene Ontology annotation, cellular component: COPI vesicle coat. The record is from RefSeq and is a predicted model, not a curated record. Gene Ontology annotation, molecular function: structural molecule activity; protein binding. Gene Ontology annotation, biological process: intra-Golgi vesicle-mediated transport; retrograde vesicle-mediated transport, Golgi to endoplasmic reticulum; endoplasmic reticulum to Golgi vesicle-mediated transport. Lineage: Eukaryota; Metazoa; Chordata; Actinopteri; Cyprinodontiformes; Cyprinodontidae.